AUGGAGACGACGAUGGACUGGGAUGGCUUUGAGAAACAGGCGAGGAGUGUUGCCCCCAAGACCCCGCUUGAUCCCAGAGGAGUUUCCAUCGAGAAAAUUCAGAGAGCAUACCGACAGCAUUUCGAUCUUGCCGCCGUGCGCCUUUCGUUCAAAGGUCAGCUAGUGGAUCAGAAUGAUUCCGUCAGUUCUUAUCUUGCACCAAACGACGAUCUGGUAUUCUUUACGGUCGACCAAGCCAGACAAUCCAGUGAGCACUCUCAACCAGCGCGUCACAGGGAGAGAUCGACCAUGGAACAUGAGUCACAGCAACAACCUCGCGAGAUAUCUGAGUCAUCUACCAGUACACUGACCAUACGAACGGCGUCGCUCACCAGGACUUCACCGGAGCGGUGUAUCGAAAAGCCUGGACGCCUCGGCAUCAAGGAAGAGAACGCAUCUGUCCCAUCGGUCGUUCAGGACACUUCAAAAGAAGCGGCAAACGCCUUCGAUCCCAAUAAUGUGUUCCACCGAGAACGAUCUCUAGAUGGAAUCCGUCAAGCACAGGGUGCGUCUUAUGAUUCAGUUCUUCGCCAAAUCAUCGAGCAGCGAGAUCCGGACAUCCUCGAAGCUGGCGUGAAUGCGUCGACAGAGAUCAUCAAGCGCUUGAGACAGAAGUUCUCGCAGUAUGCAGAAUCUAAUGCAGACUCAAAGGCAUGGAUGAAUGCAAUCGAGAAUGUUCUUCAGCAAACAGUCCGGACACGUACCAUUGUUGGUGUUGUCGGAAACACUGGUGCUGGAAAGAGCAGUGUAAUUAACGCUAUGCUUGACGAAGAACGCCUAGUACCGACAAAUUGCAUGCGUGCCUGUACUGCAGUUGUGACUGAAAUUUCUUUCAACGAAGAUGUCGAUCCGUCCUCCAAAUACCGCGCUGAAAUUGAAUUCAUCAGCUCAGAGGACUGGGAGCGGGAGCUUACAGUGCUCAUGCAGGAAUUCACGGAUAACGGUACGCUUUCUCGCGAAGCAGUGAACCCUAACUCGGAAGCGGGAGUUGCUUGGGCGAAAUUCCAUGCGGUCUAUCCCUGCGUCACCAAGGACGCUUUGUGGAAGCACACUAUAACCGAACUUGUGAACAAACAGUCUGUCGUCAACACUCUUGGGACCGUGAAAUACAUACGCGCCGCCCAACCAGAGCGAUUCCAUCAGGAGCUACAGCGAUAUGUUGACAGCAAAGAAAAGGUGUCCAAAAAAGACAAAGAAAAGCCCAAGAUCUCGGUGCCAAAGGCAGCGCGUGUGAUGGAGUACUGGCCGUUGAUCAAAGUCGUGAGGAUAUAUACAAAGAGUCCGGCACUGUCGACAGGCGCUGUCAUUGUCGAUCUUCCUGGCGUCCACGAUAGUAAUGCUGCACGAGCUGCUGUUGCUCAGGGCUACCUGAAGCAAUGUACUGGUCUCUGGAUUGUUGCUCCUAUCAACCGUGCUGUUGACGACAAGGCUGCCAAGACCCUCCUCGGUGACUCGUUCAAACGUCAACUCAAAUACGACGGCGGGUUCUCGAAUAUGACAUUUAUCUGCUCAAAGACAGAUGAUAUUUCCGUUACAGAGGCUAGUGACAGUCUUGGGUUAGAGGACGAAGUCUCGGAGUUGAACAAGCGAUACGAGCAUUGCGAUGAGCAGAUUCGCCAAGUUCAUGCCAAGAUUGAGGAUCUGAAGGAGACCCGACAGGUCUACAAGCUUGCUAUAGCAGAAAUAGCCAAAGACAUUGAGAUUUGGGAAGACUUCCAGGAGCAAAUCGAGGACGGCAUACCUGUCUUUGCACCUUUACCUAAGACUAGCAAGCGCAAGGAUACGAGCUUGGAUCGACGCCCAUCAAAAAAGCCCAGGACUUUUGAGGAAAAUUCAGAUGAUGAGUUCAUCGCCUCUGAUGAGGAUAAGUCUAGUGAGGGCGACGACAAUGACGUCACGAUUCUGGUGGCACGACAGAAACUCACUGAGACGGACGUCAAAUCCAAGCUCAAGGACCUCAGAGAGACGAAGAAGACUGCUAGAAGCGAAGGUACCGAAAUCAACAAGAUGAUAGAGGCACUGAGGGCUGAGAUUCUCCGCGCUUGCUUCAAAGAGAUGCGACAUUGUGUAAAGACUCAGGUGAACGACAAGUACCCGGAACUCAUUAACGAAGCUGUGAAAGCUGCACCCGUGACAGCGUACGCCUGGGGCUAUAAAGAUCAAGGUGGUCUCCCGUGGUCAACAUACAAGGCCGUCGUCCGACGUGACGGUGUCUACCGCUCUAUGAGUGCUGGUCAUCGUGAUUUCAACUCUGAUCUUGUUGACCCGAUCCUCAAACGCCUUGCUACACCCUGGGAGCGGACCUUUCAAUCUCACCUUCCCGGAAAGAUCGAGACGCAUAUCGAGAACUCAGCAAAGCUUCUUCACAAGUUUCACGAAGCCAUCCAAGAACGCGGCAAUGAUAGUGGCAUGAGCUUGGCUAAGAUAUCCAUCUUGAAGGGACAGCUCACCCAUUACGAGCAGUUCCUCCGGGAUUUCGGAAUGGACCUCAUCAACCAGAUGAAUGAGCUCCAACGUGAGGCAAACCGUGACUUUACACCGUGCGUUGCGAUGGCUAUGCAUGAUGCCUACGAGUAUUGCGCUAUGGAGCAUGGCAAAGGGUCGUACAAGCGCAUGAAAGACCACAUGGAGGAUCACGUUAAGCAAGAAAGCCCCGGAAUGUUUGAUGAAGCAACCAGUAAAGUGGAAAAACAUCUGGAUGACAUGUGCACAAAAUUGCGUGAAGCGAUGGAGGAAAAGGCCGAGUGGUUCGCUGCGCGGAUGGGCACUGACUACAUGCGUGUUAUGAGCGGUGUUGCGAGCGACCAGCCCGUACCUUUGCUGUCGGAAGAAGAGAGCCAGCUGAGGGAUGAGGUUAGAGAGGCUUUGAGCAGCAUCGUUGUUCAGUUGGAGCCUAUCGCCCAUGGAGAUGUUGGUUCACACCACGGUGACACUGGAGACGGCUCGAAAGCUCAUAAGCCGCUUCAUGCUUAUGUAGAAGACGUUGAUAUGUCUGAAUCUGCUGAAGAACCUAUCCGCGGCGCUCACGACAGCUCAAUCACCGACGAGGCCAUCAACAGUGUCAAGCCCACAGACAACGGCAGCUCAAUCAUCGUCGAGGCCACGAACAAUUUCAAGCCCAACACAGUCGUCAACGAGUCCAUCAACAGUGGCAAGCCCAUGGGCAACGACAGCACUGCCAUGGAAGCAUGA
This is a messenger RNA of Pyrenophora tritici-repentis Pt-1C-BFP, 3231 nucleotides long. NCBI's taxonomy places the organism in Eukaryota, Fungi, Ascomycota, Dothideomycetes, Pleosporales, Pleosporaceae. The record is from RefSeq and is a predicted model, not a curated record.